Larimichthys crocea (large yellow croaker) is the source of this 2141-nucleotide messenger RNA. It is a transcript of the gene c8b, whose product is annotated as complement component 8, beta polypeptide. Gene Ontology annotation, biological process: complement activation. NCBI's taxonomy places the organism in Eukaryota, Metazoa, Chordata, Actinopteri, Sciaenidae. The transcript has 12 exons. The record is from RefSeq and is a predicted model, not a curated record. Gene Ontology annotation, cellular component: membrane attack complex. The coding region runs from base 324 to 2105 and encodes 593 amino acids. Gene Ontology annotation, molecular function: protein binding.
UUGUGUAUUAUCUAAAGCAUGUUUUCAGGUUAUAUAUAAUAAAGUUUAUGGUAACUGAAAAGACAUCCACAUCUCCUGGUUGCCUCUUUAAAUUCCCUGCAGAUUUUAUUAUCAACCUGAGGUCUGUUUCAUGCCUGUGUUAAAUACACACUGACACAACACCUUUGUGGCUCUGAGGCUGAGGCAGUAUUGAGCAUUCAGUUACAUGCUUGACUCUACUGGCAGGGUGAGUUUUUACCCAGGCCAGUAUUGAUCAGUGAGUGUUUACAUAGAAAGCUGAACAGUGUCGCCUGCUCGAUCACAGUCAGUCAUAACACACAACCAUGGUCUCUGUGGAGUUACGGAUGCGUGCAUGGAGUUUGCAGUGCUGUCUACUCCAUGUUACUUUGAGCUUGGUGCUGCUAAGUGAAAGUGGCAUCACGACAGCAAGCAAUGAAGAGCCCAGUGUUCGUGAAGCUCGGUCAGUGGGCAAUCAGGUGGUAGUUCAACCAGUGGACUGUGCUUUAUCAGACUGGACUGCGUGGUCACGCUGUGAUAUAUGUCAGAAAAAAAAGUAUCGCUAUGCUAAACUGGAGCAGCCAUCUCAGUUUGGAGGACAGCCGUGCAAUUUUUAUGGCAGGGAGGAGGUGGCCUGUCCUGUUUCAGCCCGCUACACCUGUAACAAUGUUCCCUUGUGUGAGGGAUUCGCCUGCACCCACACAGGUCGCUGUAUUCCCAGAACUCUGCAGUGUAGUGGAGAGGAUGACUGUGGGGACUUGUCUGAUGAAGUCGGCUGUAAGAAGGUUUCCAAGCCCUGCAGGGAGGAGGUUGAAGAGUACUGGGGAAUCGAAAACCUUGCCAAAGGAAUCAACAUCUUGAACAGUAAACUGGAGGGAGUGGUGCUUGAUAACAGAUACUACGCUGGCAGCUGCUUGCCGCACUACAUCCAGGAUGUCAGAUUCAGGAAGCCUUACAACUUGCAACAGUACACUCUACAGACAAGAGGCUCGUAUGAUUUCACCCUGAAAUCUUUUGAGUCAUACUCUGAAUACAUGGAGCACACCAUGAAGGAACGUUCCACCAAAACCAAAGUUUCCAUUGGCUUUGCUAUUCCAGGCAUAUUUGAAUUUGGCUUCAACUUGAGUAAAGACAAAUAUACCAAGUCAGUUAAGAAGCUUCGAAGUGCUUCUGGCACGACUAAGAGUUUUGUGAGGGCCAAAGCAGAACUGGAGUUGGCCCAAUACAUGUUGAAGUCAGAUGGUUUGAUGCUUCACCCUGAGUUCCUGCAGCGCCUACGCUCCUUGCCACAGUCCUAUGUUUAUGGUGAAUACAGGCAAAUCUACAGAGAUUAUGGCACCCACUAUAUCACAGAGGCUGCCCUCGGCGGAGACUUUGAGCACACUAUCAUCCUGAACAAGGAGCGCCUCGAGAAGUCAGACUAUUCUUUGGAAGACUACAAGCGCUGUAUACAGUUAGGCCUUAAGGUUGGUGUCAACAUAAAGGGUGUCUACGUGUCGGUGGCGGGUCAGGGUGGCUCCUGUGAUGGCCUGCUGAAUGAGAUGGGAGCGGACACAAAGCAUGGCAGCAUGGUAGAAGACUUUGUUGUUGUUGUGAGGGGUGGAAAUAGUGAAUCCAUUAGUGCUUUGCUGUCUAGAAAGCUUCCCACCCCGCAGCUGAUGGGGUUGUGGGGUGAAGGCGUACGUUUUAACCCUGACUUCAUUCGCAGAACAACUCGGCCGCUGUAUGAACUGGUGACGUCCAGAGACUUCUCCCAAGAUGCCACCCUGAAAAGAAACCUGAAGAAAGCCCUGUCAGAGUACCUGGCAGAGGCUAGUCCAUGUCGAUGUGCUCCUUGCCACAAUAACGGAGUGGCUGUUUUGAGAGGCACCAGGUGUGACUGUGUGUGUCCUGUCGGCUAUAGCGGAGCGGGCUGUGAAAUCACUACUCGGAGAAAAGAUAUAGCCAUUGAUGGCAGCUGGAGCUGCUGGGGCGCGUGGUCAUCCUGCAGUGGAAGAACAAUGACGAGGAGUCGACAAUGUAACAACCCAGCGCCCAGCAAUGGAGGAAUGGCAUGCAGCGGACUGCAGCAAGAGUCUACUGAAUGUUCUGCCAAAAGUCAGCUGUGACAUAACGAUUUAUAAAAAACUAUUGUGAAUAUAGAA